CCGAUUAAAAUUAUGUUUUGUUGAAAAUUUCGUUCCGGUGACAGAGGGGGCAAGAGGCACAGACUAUAGUUGCCAUGUUUUCUCGAUUUUUUUGAACGUCUCAUUUCCUCCGCAUCUUCGCACAACAAACGGCCGAAAAUCGCUGACAAGUCGACGUAAAUUCCGCGAAUAUCCAAACGUCUCGACCCUCUCCAAAGCCGCAUAUAAAUAGAACCGGAUCUCGAUAAACAAUGACCAGUCGAAAAAUCUAAAACGAAUAGUUUAGAUUGUAGACAAUGCCAAAAUCCCACUGAACCUCACAACAACAACAACAACAGCAACAAAAAAAGCUACCAAACAACCACAACUAUCAUGAAGGUGACAGUCACAACAUUAACGGACGUAAUAUUCGUCCUGGACGUGUCCGAGGACCUGGAACUGGAGAAUUUCAAAGCCUUCUGCGAGAUCGAGUCCGGCUUUCCGGCGGGCGAAAUCGCCAUCGUUUUCAAUGGGAUGCCACUGCUUGACAACAAGAAGUCCCUCAAAGACCACGGGGUGCAAGACGGCGACGCCGUAAUCCUCCAGCAUAUGCAAAGUGCCUCACAGGCCAGCAUCGAUCAGGCAUCCUCAGUGACGAGUUUCGAUUUCAGUCGGAUCGAAAUACCGAACAGUCAACGAAACCGGUCGGUCGAAGAUGAUCCGGUUAUGAUCAGGGACAUGUUCCUCGCUAAUCCCGAUCAACUGGCGUUGCUGAAACAGAACAAUCCGCGGCUCGCCGACGCCUUACUUAGUAACAAUAUCGACACGUUCGCGUCCGUGUUGAGGGAACAAGUGUCCGCCAGGCAAGAGAGGGAACAACAGAGACUCAGGAUGAUCAACGCGGAUCCCUUCGACACCGAGACUCAGCGGCUGAUAGCCGAAGAAAUUAGACAGAAGAACAUUGAAGCGAACAUGGAGGCGGCGAUGGAGUACAAUCCGGAAUCGUUUGGCACGGUGGUAAUGUUGUACAUUAACUGCCGGGUUAACGGGUAUCCUGUAAAGGCGUUCAUAGAUUCCGGUGCUCAAACGACGAUAAUGUCUAGCCGAUGUGCGGAACGUUGCAACAUAAUGAGGCUGGUGGAUACGCGAUGGGCGGGCAUUGCAAAAGGCGUGGGCGUACAAAAGAUAAUAGGGCGCAUACACAUGGUUCAGAUCCAGAUCGAGAACAUCUAUUUGACGACCAGCUUCUCAGUGCUGGAGGAACAACCCAUGGACAUGCUCUUAGGUCUGGACAUGCUGAAACGCCAUCAGUGCUGUAUCGACCUGCACAAUAACGUGCUGAGGAUCGGGACGACGGGCACGGAGACGGCGUUCCUAAGCGAAAGAGACCUACCCGAGUGCGCCAGGCUCAGCAGCAUGUCGGAGGAAGAGUUGAUCGACCGUUCCAGGAAGGAUGUGGAGGAGAAGGACCUGCAAACGGCGAUACAAAAAAGCAAAGAGUCAGCGGCCGGUACGAGCGGAACGGCGCAGGCCACGUCCACGCAGCCGGACAAGUUCGGGGAGCAGGACGUGCAGGAGUUGUGCGCGAUGGGGUUCGCGAGGGACCAGGUGUUGUUCGAGCUGAGGCGUUUCGACGGCGAUAAGACACAGGCGACCGCCGCCCUUUUCGCAAAAUCGCUCAAGUUUUAAUAAUCAGUCUCCGUAUUCUCUGCUUUAUUUUGUACAAAGACGACAGAUUCAUUUAUUUAUGUAUACCCAAUGAACACUACUAUUGUGAACAACCAUUCAGAGCUGCUCAACUUUUUUAAUUGUUUGUUAACUUUUUAUUUUAUUUUGUAUAUAUUCACACUUUUUUGUGUUAAAAAUCGGCUAUUACUGUAAUAUCAUGUUGAAAACAGUACAAGUGAUCAAGUAGAGGAUACUGCUCAAUCAUUAUUUUAUUUUUUGAUCAGGUUUCUCUAUUUAACGUAUCUUGGAGAGUUAUGAAGACCUGUUGAAAUCUUUAUACACGUUAUAUAAUUUUACAAUUGUAAGCAGGUAGAGAAAACAACUCGACAAGACGCUAUUGUUUUGGAUAAUCGGAUAUUUUUGUACAUUUAUAAACAAACAGCGAUUUGGCGAAAGUCUCAUGUAACAUUAUGAAUAAGUAUUUUGUGAUUGUGCGGUGUUACCGGUCCAGGCCGGUUGUCCUAAGCAUUUCUAUUAUUAUACAAGACUGCAUCGUUUCAUUAAUUAUAUUAAGAUUUAUGACAAUUGUACGGGGAUUUAUAUAGACUUACGGUGUUUAUAAAUUCAUAUCACGGCACUUUCUUUUGUAUCUAUUACCUACAGUGCAGCAUUAUUAAUUUGGCUUUUCUGUAGGGUGGAUUGAUUGUAAUUGGACAGUGGGAUGUUCCAGAAAAAGGGCAUGCAAUUGUGGGAUAUAAAAAUCUUAUUAAAAAGUUAUACAAGUUA
Messenger RNA from Aethina tumida (small hive beetle), 2412 nucleotides. RefSeq names its product protein DDI1 homolog 2 (gene rngo). The transcript has 6 exons. The record is from RefSeq and is a predicted model, not a curated record. Gene Ontology annotation, molecular function: aspartic-type endopeptidase activity; protein binding. Gene Ontology annotation, biological process: proteolysis. Lineage: Eukaryota; Metazoa; Arthropoda; Insecta; Coleoptera; Nitidulidae. Bases 352 to 1647 code for a protein of 431 amino acids.